Megachile rotundata (alfalfa leafcutting bee) is the source of this 3423-nucleotide messenger RNA. RefSeq lists its product as uncharacterized. Lineage: Eukaryota; Metazoa; Arthropoda; Insecta; Hymenoptera; Megachilidae. Gene Ontology annotation, molecular function: protein binding. Gene Ontology annotation, cellular component: stereocilium tip; cilium; plasma membrane. The record is from RefSeq and is a predicted model, not a curated record.
CCUGCCAAGUCGUGCAGGUGUUGGCACACGGUUGUUGCCAUCCACGUACCGAUACCGCGCCAGUUCCCCCGGGAUACGCGCUCGCGACUACGUAUCUGGAAGAUUCGUAACGCGGGAAUCGUCACACCCUUGGCUGAGAGGGUGCAGCGGGUGCCACGGCGGGCAAACGGGCGAGUGUUAAAAAGCCGUGUUACCAUAGGAGGGCUGCGAUUUAUGGAACCACCACCCCAUGGAUAGUAACAUGUCGACCGCCUUCAUGCACCGGUCCGGUGGUUCAUCCGGCGCGCCCGGUGCUAUCGUCCCAUCGGCCGGUGGUCCCGGCAAUCCCACGGGAGGCGGUAGAAUGGCCGUCAUAGGUGUCACCCGUAACGUGAGGCUCCGAAGGCGUGGAGCAUCGGGAUUCGGUUUUUCCCUGAGAGGCGGCAGAGAAUACGCAGCUGGAUUUUACGUGAGCGACGUGCAACCAGGAAGCGAGGCUCAUAGAAACGGAUUAAGGGUCGGCGAUCAGAUCAUUAGGGUGAACGGGUAUCCGGUGGAGGAUGCGGUCCACCAGGAAGUCGCGCUACUCGCGAAGAAUCAGCAAGUGCUCGUCCUCAAGAUACGAAGCGUGGGAAUGAUACCUGUGAAAGACAAUCCAAACGAUCCGGUCACCUGGCACAUGGUACAACAACAACAGCAACAGCUACAGUACAACGAAACUGGUUUGGGUGCUGUGCCGAGCACUGAAGUCAGAAUUCGAAUUCUUGUCGGAGAGAAGGGCCGUUUAGGUUGCGGAGUGUGCAGAGGCAUCGUACCCGGCCUCACCGUUCAGGGCACAAGAGACGACGGGCCAGCCAGAGCAGCAGGCUUGAAAGCAGGCGACGUGAUAAUUUGGUGCAACGGACAAAGACUAACCGAUCUUCCGUUCGAACGUGCCAUCGAGGUAAUGAGAAGUUCUGCCAUUCUGGACCUAAUAGUGCAGCGACCCACGCCAAAUCACCUUUACGACUGCCCGGAGCCACUGUGGACUCGUGGCUCGAGCGGUUACGACUCUGAAACCUCGAGCAUGGCCGCGGCAAGUCCACAGCCUCAACAAAAUUCUUCCUACUCGCCGCAGCAUCACCAGGACCCAAGAAUGCAUCCUCGGUAUCCUCGCGAUGACGUCUGCAACAGAAACGGAAGGAUCUGCUGCCCGCUUGCUUUGUCCACCAGCAGUUGCAGUUCCUCGGAGUGGCCCAACACUGAUCAGGGGCAAGAGUGGACACGAAAACCAAAUAACACCACCGUGAUUCGUAUAAAUCAGAACCAGAAUCAAAACCAUAGGUUUAUGGGAGGACCGGGUCGCCCGAAUUCGCGUGACGCUUACGAGGAUGACAUCGACAACGAGCCACUUUACGAUCCCGUGGCUCCUAGGAUCGAUUACGAGGUCCAUGAUUUUGAUGCCAAUCCACGUGACGAGGCUAAUCGUCGUUUGGCGUAUCGACGGGAUAAUAUCAGGCAGGAUGUCAUUUAUGAUGGACCUGCCGAUGAUAUUCCACCGUAUCACGCUCCCAAAGAAAAUGGCACGCAAGAAGGAGAAAGGAAAACGGUGACGACAGUGGAGGUUCAUCAAUCAGUGUGUCCACCUGCACCUCCGCCACCGCUUCCUUAUAAAUGGCCUGCAGAAACGAAGCCAAUGAACGCCAUGGGUAUGCAAAUGGGUAGUACGAUGUCGAUGGGUAGCACAGGCUCGACGGAAACCGAGUCGAGCCUGGAGUCGUCCUGCAGCAAAGAUUCAGCUUCGACGUCCUCGUCGCUGUCGACGUCCUCUUGCGAGCCUCCGUCGACGGUUUCUUACGGUUCGAUGACUGCCACCUCGACCGGGACCAAUAAAACCAACGACACAGCGACCACCGCACACCCGACGUCCCGCAAUUGCGCCACAAGGACAUCGCCGAUCGCCUGCACCGACCUAAGCACCGCCAUAACGCAAGAAUUGCAGAGGCGGGCGCAGCAGAGGAGCAUGAACAACGCUGCUAAGACGGAAGCCGCGAACAAGGAGAAGAAUAUGGAGCCACGGAAGCCGCAGAAUCCGGAAGCUUUGCGGGCGCAGGAACAGAAAGUCACGCAUGACAAGUUGAUGGAAGAAUUCAAGCGUGCUCACCGAAAGAUGUUCAACUCCACUCAGCAAAAAGUUCAUUUUUCAGAUCAGACACCGGAGCAGGAACAGGAGAAAAGGGUGUUAAACACAGCACCAGCAACAAUUCCCCCGGCACCACCCGCACCUCCAGCACCCCCAGCACCCCCAGCACCCCCGGCGCCUCCCGCUCCUCCCCUUCCGCUUCCUUCCAAAGCCAAAACCAACGAGGACUCCGUAGAGAUGCAAAGUAUCGAGUCCUUCAAAUUAAAAGAAGCGAACCCAGUGAUUCCGAAACCACCGCCAACCUAUUUCCCCAUCCAAAAUUCCGCGCCGACGUCGAACGGAAGUCCUCGACACACCGGAAGCAAGCCGCAGGUUAACGGAAAGGAAUCCACGAGUCCUGUAGAAAGUUCGAAGACAAUACCCGCACCUCCGAACCCACAGAACUUGAAACCUGCCGCUGGAAAAGUGGCUAUUAGAAUAGGAGCGUACGAAGGAGAGGCUAAACAACCCUCCAAGUUGGACUUCCUGUCGCAGCAGCGAUCGGAGAGGAACGGAAAUGACGAACUGGCGAACGGGCCAGUGGUCUCCAGGUUGCAGAACGAGCUCGCUGCCACGUUGCAGAGAUCGAAUCUAAGGAAAAAGACUGACGGGGAAACUCAACCAUCGAUCAAGCCGAUACCCGAGAACACCCCAAUGUCGAACAACGAAACAACGAACCCAGAGCCCGGAAAGCUGCCUCAAAGCAACGUCGAGAAGCUAGCAUCCGCUCUGAACAACAAAGUCACCAUAAAAGUGAAUCCAGAGAAUAAUAAUAAUCGAUAAGAAGUUAGCCGUCGUUUAAGUCGAACAUACCGAUUAGGAGUCCACCAUGUACCUCUGCCACUUUGUACAUUUUUGCACGUUCUUUGAACCUACAUCGAUUUUAUUCUAGAUGAAAGACCGCUCCCCCUAUUGGCGAGCUUCUUUUUUACGUCUUUUACCUGUACGUCUUUUUUUAUAUGUUAUUUAUUACCGUAUUAUAGCGAGUAAGGAGUUAAAAAAAAGGCUAAACACCCUUAAUUAACCGGGACAACGCACUACGAAACCUUUUACCACCGUAGAACACGUUGUCUUUAAAGCUUAGUCUCCUCCGUCGACGACUAUGUACGAGUCAUGCUCGAUGGAGGCAUCGAACUGAAAAAUAAACACGAUUGUAUGUAAUAAAGUUUGUUUGUUUUUUAUUGCAUAUUCCCUGUCAGUGUCAACUAUCGUCGUAGGUACUUGUAGCUCAAUAUUUAUAUUGUACUUGAAUUUGUAGUUUUAUAUUAUUACAUGCUGCAUAU